Messenger RNA from Dendroctonus ponderosae (mountain pine beetle), 2107 nucleotides. RefSeq names its product hydroxymethylglutaryl-CoA synthase 1. The record is from RefSeq and is a predicted model, not a curated record. NCBI's taxonomy places the organism in Eukaryota, Metazoa, Arthropoda, Insecta, Coleoptera, Curculionidae. The coding region runs from base 159 to 1532 and encodes 457 amino acids. The transcript has a single exon. Gene Ontology annotation, molecular function: hydroxymethylglutaryl-CoA synthase activity. Gene Ontology annotation, biological process: acetyl-CoA metabolic process.
UAUCUGACAAAAAGUAGGGGGGUAAUCUCACUUUUUUGCUAUUUAGAAAGCAAUUUUCCUGCGGAAAGCAUCACUUGCUUGUUACAGUCGAGUUGUAUAUUUGUACCGGUCGACUCGCGCCUUUAAAUCAGUUCGUUUCGUAAUUAAAAAUCGACAAAAUGAGUGCCUGGCCUGAAGAUGUGGGAAUUAUUGCAAUGGAAAUAAUUUUCCCGGCUCAGUAUGUGGACCAAACUGAGCUGGAACAGUACGAUGGAGUGUCGGCUGGAAAGUACACUGUCGGACUGGGGCAGAAAAAAAUGGGCUUCUGCAAUGACCGAGAAGAUAUCAACUCCCUGUGUCUUACUGUGGUGGACAACCUUCUAACCAGGUACCAGGUAAAGCCUCAAGAAAUAGGGCGCUUAGAGGUGGGCACCGAGACAAUAAUCGACAAGUCGAAAAGUGUAAAAACUGUUCUGAUGCAACUGUUUGAGCCUCACGGAGUGACUGAUAUUGAGGGCAUUGACACCACUAAUGCCUGCUAUGGGGGCACUGCCGCCCUCUUUAACGCCAUCAAUUGGGUAGAAUCCUCUUCCUGGAACGGCCGAUAUGCUCUUGUGGUGGCCGCAGACAUUGCCGUUUACGCCAAAGGCCCUGCAAGGCCUACGGGAGGAACUGGAGCUGUGGCCAUGUUAGUAGGCCCGAAUGCGCCUUUGGUAGUGGACAGGGGGCUCAAAAGCUCAUUCUUCAAGCAUGCCUAUGACUUUUAUAAGCCAGACUUGACUUCUGAGUACCCAGUGGUGGACGGCAAGCUUUCCAUUCAGUGCUACUUGGAAGCUCUGGACAAAUGUUACCAGGUUUAUUGCCAGAAGGCAGAAAAGCUGUUGCAGAAGCCUGUGAGUAUUGAGUCGUUUGAUGGAAUCCUUUUCCAUACCCCCUACUGCAAGCUGGUGCAGAAAUCUGUUGGGAGACUGGCUUUGAAUGAUUUUGUGCGAGAAGGCAAGCCCGAACUGCAUCCAGAUUUGGAGAAGUUCGCCAACAUCCAGCUGAAAGACUCCUAUUUUGACCGGGAUGUUGAAAAGGCUUUUUUGAGCGCCAGCAAUGCGGCCUUUCUCCAAAGAACUUUGCCUUCAUUGCUUAUAGCUGCUAAUAUCGGAAACAUGUACACGUCGUCCCUCUAUGGUGGUCUGGUUUCAUACAUCGUCUCUAGAUCCUUGGAAAAUCUAGUGGAUAAUCGAGUCGCUAUGUUCUCCUAUGGAUCGGGCCUGGCAUCCAGUUUCUACUCAAUCACCAUUAAAAAUAACGCCGCUCUUCAGACAUUGAAGAACAACCUUAGCUAUGUGGAACCUUUGUUGGCGAAACGCUCGAAAAUCGCCCCAGAGAAGUUUGAGGCAACGCUGGAAUUGAGGCAGCAGAGCGCCCACAAGGUUCCCUAUGAACCUGUAGGAGAUAUCAGCCAUUUCUUCCCGGGAACCUUCGUCCUGACAAAAAUCGAUGAGCAGCAUCGUAGGGUUUACGAUAGGAUUUCCAAAACGAUCACCAACGGCCACUCAUAGUCAAAUAUUUUUAUUAUAGUAUAUGCAGACAGGUGGAUUAUCCGCUUGUUUUCAAUAUUGAACGCUGUUAAAUGGGUACCAAAGUGAUGGUUUUGACAUGAAUGGGUUUUUAUUUAUUCUGUUUUUCUGGGGAAUUUUCCCCGAUUUUUAAGCGCAGUUAGUUAAUCAGUCUGCUUGACGAUAUAAUUGUUCAGAUCACUUGUUUUCUUCUUGAACUUUGCUCGAUUUUGUUCAAAGUUCCAGCAAAUUUGAACUGAGGAUUCUUUUUUAUCUGGCUGGCAGUAAAACUCUGUGCUUAUACAGGAUGUUGCUGCUAAAAUCUGCUCCCUUGAAGUUGGCGAAAAUGCCAGUUGGAGUGUUUCUGCUCAGGUGUUCAAUGGUGCAGAUUUUACUGGAAACACCCAGUAUAGAUUCUGAAGAUAUUUGGCUGUAUUUUUCGCAUUGUUUAGACCAAUAUGAAGCAGGAUGUGUGCAAUGUUGUAUAUGUAAAAUAUUGUAAAAAAUGUUUUUUACACUUUCCAGUCGUGUCAAUUAACCAAUUUGUUAUAUGAGGAUAUUAAAUGUUUAUUAAAUAA